This is a messenger RNA of Conger conger (European conger), 2876 nucleotides long. RefSeq names its product 14-3-3 protein gamma-B. The transcript has 2 exons. Gene Ontology annotation, cellular component: cytoplasm. Gene Ontology annotation, biological process: signal transduction. The record is from RefSeq and is a predicted model, not a curated record. Gene Ontology annotation, molecular function: protein kinase C binding. Bases 146 to 889 code for a protein of 247 amino acids. NCBI's taxonomy places the organism in Eukaryota, Metazoa, Chordata, Actinopteri, Anguilliformes, Congridae.
UAGGGGUGUCCCGUCGGCACGCGCAGACAGCAGGGAGCAGCUGCGGCAAGAAGAUCGCGUACCGUUUCGCCGUUUUGUGAGCAGCUAACAUUUUGACAUUUAAUUUAAAAAGACAGAUAAAGGCUCAAAACCAACGACAAUUAAAAUGGUAGAUCGCGAGCAACUGGUACAGAAAGCCAGGCUGGCUGAGCAAGCAGAGAGAUACGAUGAUAUGGCUGCUGCCAUGAAAUCGGUGACUGAACUGAACGAGGCCCUCUCCAACGAGGAGAGGAACCUGCUGUCCGUGGCCUACAAGAACGUGGUGGGGGCGCGCCGCUCCUCCUGGCGGGUCAUCUCCAGCAUCGAGCAGAAGACCUCGGCCGACGGCAACGAGAAGAAGAUCGAGAUGGUGCGCGCCUACCGCGAGAAGAUCGAGAAGGAGCUGGAGGCCGUGUGCCAGGACGUGCUCAACCUGCUGGACAACUUCCUGAUCAAGAACUGCAGCGAGACGCAGCACGAGAGCAAGGUCUUCUACCUGAAGAUGAAGGGCGACUACUACCGCUACCUGGCCGAGGUGGCCACGGGCGAGAAGAGGGCCACCGUGGUGGAGUCCUCCGAGAAGGCCUACAACGAGGCUCACGAGAUCAGCAAGGAGCACAUGCAGCCGACCCACCCCAUCCGCCUGGGCCUGGCGCUCAACUACUCGGUUUUCUACUACGAGAUCCAGAACGCCCCCGAGCAGGCCUGCCACCUGGCGAAAACCGCCUUCGACGACGCCAUCGCCGAGCUGGACACCCUCAACGAGGACUCCUACAAAGACUCCACGCUCAUCAUGCAGCUGCUCCGCGACAACUUGACACUGUGGACGAGCGACCAGCAGGACGACGAGGGAGGGGAGGGCAACAACUAGUGGCGAGCCGCACUCGACGCGCACGGGGCCCGGUGGACUUUGGCAGCCACUUUUGCCGAUGUCACUACCGCAGCAGUUCUUUAUUUUUCCACGAGUUUAACGAGUAAAAUAAACAAAUGAAAAAGAGGAGUUUAAGAGGGGAGGUUAAACCUUAGCUGGAAAUGAUAUAGUUAAACAAAAAUCUCCUUCCUCGUGGCCUCUUCGAUAUUUGCCAAAACCACUUAGAGGAAAAAAAAGUCAGUCAGUCAGAAGUGGCUGUUGGGUUGGAACAACAGGCUCACGCUGGCAUACGGACUGUUCUUGUAGUACCAAGACGAGCUGCUUAUUUAACUUUAGGGGUGGAAGAAGCGUUUUAAAAAGCUUGAACGUGGUAGCCUCGCAAAAUCGGGAUUGUAGUGGUUCCAGUAUGCAUGAUAAAUAUGCCAUGUUUUUGUUAUUCAAAGUUGUCCCAAAAUUACACGUCAACAUUAAUCCUGUGAUAAAAAUGUCGGUAUACAGAUGCACGUUACAUGCAAGAAAAUAUAAAUCCAUUUGAAACAAAGACCCAAUUAGUAAAGGAAUAGUGAAUGGCAAACGCCGAUAGCAGUCCUGUUUCCCCUACACUAGAUUCCCCAUCUAUUACUAGUCCUUAUGCUUACAUUUAAAAUAUGUAAUUUGACUUAUGGGUGCCCAAAAUGUAUUAAAAUCUGUCUGUCCCUUAAACACUGCAGAAUCUACUGGAACCACUGUCUUUUGCUGGCUAAGGUGCGAUUGAAAGCAGAGACGAACAGUCCUAAGUGAAUGAUCUUCAAGCGGCUUUGAAGUUUGGUUUACUUUUUUUUUCAAAUAAAUGCACUUGCCUAUUAUCUAUUAUACUGUUUCUUCAGUGUAAGACGAUUACAUCUUCAAUAUUCUCGAUAAUUCAAUAUUGUGCAUGCUGGUGAUGUAUUUAUAUACAGUAGCUUGACUUUAUUAACUUAUAAUGUAGGUGUUAUGUAUUCCUAUGAACAAGAAAAUGACUAGGCAUAAAUCAGAUGACUUUUAAUUUAUUCUUUUUGUUGUUUUUUUUUCCAUUUGCUUAUAUGCUAUACCAAAACAGUGAUCGUUAACAAUAAAUUGAUCUGUUAUGGAUGUUGCUAUAGUGACACGCAAUUCUUGUAUCUGAUUUGUUAACGCAAACAAGGAAGAAAAAAGAAGAAAAAAACACCAGUGUUAGCUUAAUCUUACUGUCUGGUGUUUGUCAUGGUGAAAUUAUAAUUCUGACAUUGUAAAACGAUAUGUUCUUAUGUCCUUAGAAUGACCUCUCUGUUUGUGCUUCUUAUGCCAUGUUAUGCAGUGAGAUAUUUAAGGUUUGAACAGUGGUAAAACGUUCAGAAUCAGUGUUUGCACACGGACCAUAAUUUAUUUCUGAUGGUAUAUGUUUAAAAAAAAUUCGGUUUUUACUUCUAGCUGUCUCAUGAGUGAUAAGUAUCUUGAAUGUGAGUGAUUAUGUAGCAGUCGCACAAGAGAAAAAUAAUAACAAAAUAAUAAUUAUAAUAAAACAUUAAAUAUGACUAAGCUCUAACUGCACCAUUUCCGAGCUGUUCUUGCACUGCAUUAUCAUCUUGUGGUAUACUUUUGUUUUGCAAAGAUAAAUGUGAUCUGUGAGAAAAUAUGUUGGUUUAACACAAUUUUAUUCCUCUGUGUGACUAACGUUUGUUGUUUUUUUUUCAUUAAUUUGUUCAUCUUUUGUGACGGCUUGUGGCUUGGAAAUAGUGUCCAUAAGACCUAGUACACACAUACUUAGUUGUAUGUUGCUGACAUAUUCAAGUUUGACUAUUUAUUAAUGUUUUAUUUUGUCAUCUAUGACAUUUUAUUUUGUUGCCAUGUCUCAGGUUUUUAUUCUCUGGCUCCAAAGUAAACCUCUCCCGAUUAUUUGUGUGGGAACGUGUAGGUAGAAUGGGAAUUUGCUCAGUGUUUAUUCCAGAAUGUGAAGUUCUCUGGUGAAUACAUUUUUCUUUGUAAUUGA